GGGGUUGAGCUCGUGCUACUCCGUCAUUCAGGAAGUCCACACCAACUGACAGCACUUCACUUAAGUCACACCGACGUCUUCAGAGUCGGACUAAACGCUCCUGAAGUGCACCGGCUUCUGAACUACGACGAGUUCUCUGUUUUCUACAAAAAAAGGUACAGUAUUAUUCCAAACCUGAGGAAAGUCAUCAAGAUGUCAACUGUGGAUUUCAACUGAGGAAAGAAUAACGCAGAAAGAGAAGGAGACAGCAGGCAGUCUGACUCCCCCUCCACACAUUCCCUAGAGGUCUAGCUGGCCAAUGCCGGGCCCAUCGUGGACAUUUGGCGGCGGUAACAACAGCAGUGUUCAUGUGAGAGUGGUCCCUGGCGCCUAGCCCAUGUGCAGCCCAUAAUGCCGUCGUCUGCACAGAAAGGAGUGCCGAAGGACCCCGAGCUGGCUGACCUCUUCUUCAAAGAGGAUCCCGAGAAUGUAUUCUGUGACCUGCACGAGAUCGGACAUGGCAGCUUUGGAGCCGUUUAUUUUGCACGAAACUCUUCCUCCAACGAGGUGGUGGCCAUCAAAAAGAUGUCCUAUAAUGGCAAGCAGACUACCGAAAAGUGGCAGGACAUCAUUAAGGAGGUCAAGUUUUUGGGACAGCUGCGACACCCUAACACGAUAGAGUACAAAGGCUGCUACUUGAAAGACAACACUGCCUGGCUGGUGAUGGAGUACUGCCUGGGCUCUGCAUCAGAUUUACUAGAGGUUCACAAGAAACCACUCCAAGAGGUUGAAAUUGCUGCCAUUACCCACGGUGCCUUGCUAGGACUUGCUUACCUACAUUCCCAUAAUAUGAUUCAUAGAGAUGUGAAAGCUGGAAACAUUCUGCUGACUGAGCUUGGUCAGGUCAAAUUGGCUGACUUUGGCUCCGCCUCCAUUGCCUCACCUGCCAACUCCUUUGUGGGAACACCUUACUGGAUGGCUCCAGAAGUGAUCCUAGCCAUGGACGAGGGUCAGUAUGAGGGGAAGGUGGACAUCUGGUCCCUGGGUAUCACAUGUAUAGAGCUGGCGGAGCGCAAACCGCCCUUGUUCAACAUGAACGCCAUGAGUGCCUUAUAUCACAUCGCCCAGAACGACUCUCCCGCGCUGCAGUCCAAUGAGUGGUCUGACCCCUUCCGGAGCUUUGUCGACUACUGCCUACUGAAAAUUCCUCAGGACAGACCCUCAUCAGGGGAGCUGCUAAGACAUGAUUUUGUGCGCCGGGAACGGUCGCCGCAUAUUCUCAUCGACCUCAUUCACAGGACCAAGGAUGCGGUGCGUGAGCUGGACAAUCUGCAGUACCGCAAGAUGAAGAAGAUCCUCUACCAGGAGAAACACAAUGGGCUCAUGGGAGAGAGUCAGGAGGAGGAGGAGGACAGUGAGGCGGCCAGUUCUAAGAUGAACAGCCUGGGCAGCAACCACUCCAUCCCCAGCACAUCAGUCAGCACAGGCAGCCAGAGCAGCAGCGUAAACAGCAUGCAGGAGGUGCUAGACGACAGCUGCUCCGACAUGACCAUGAUGCACCCUCAGGACUAUGGCAGCACUCUGGACUCCUCCCUGCAUACCAAGAAGGACCAUCAGUACAACUGGGAUGAUGGGAUCCACAGGGACCACAGACCAGAGCCGAGACCAGCUUCUUCUGACAAGAGCAGUCAGGCCCAGAACUAUAGGAGCCAGGGCCGCUUUGCCACCAUAAAGUCAGCCUCACUGGUGACAAAGCAGAUCCACGAGCAUGAGCAGGAGAGUGAGCUGCGGGAGCAGAUGUCGGGCUACAAGCGCAUGCGACGGCAGCACCAGAAGCAGCUGAUAGCCCUGGAGAACAAACUGAAGGCCGAGAUGGACGAGCACCGGCUCAAACUGCAGAAGGAGGUGGAGACGCAGGCCAACAAUGCCUACAUCGAGCUGGAGAAGCUAGCAAAACGCCAAGCUGUGCAAACUGAGAAGGAGAUGAAGACGACGUUGGCGGAUGAGAAGAAGUUCCAGCAGCAGAUUGUGGUGCAGCAGAAGAAGGAGCUGACCACAUUUCUCGAUAAUCAAAAGAAACAGUACAAACUCUGCAAGGAGAAGAUCAAGGAGGAGAUGAACGAGGACCAUAGCACACCGAAGAAGGAGAAGCAGGAGCGUCUGUCCAAGCACAAGGAGAACAUGCAACAUUCCCAGGCAGAGGAGGAGGCUCACCUCCUGGCCCAGCAGAGGGUUUUCUAUGACAGGAACUGCCGUGCCUUCAAGCGCAAAGUCAUGAUUAAGAGGCACGACGUGGAGCAGGAACAGAUCCGAGAGGAGCUGAACAGGAAGAAAACCCAGAAAGAGAUGGAGCAUGCCAUGCUGAUCCGCCAUGACGAGUCCACACAGGAACUGGAGCACAGGCAGCUGAAGACCCUGCAGAAGCUGCGCAUGGACCUGAUACGCCUGCAGCACCAGACCGAGCUGGAGAACCAGAUUGAAUACAACAACCGACGUGAGCGCGAACUCCACCGCAAGCACGUGCUGGAGCUCAGGCAGCAGCCCAAGAACCUCAAAGCUUUGGAACUGCAGAUCAAAAAGCAGUUUCAGGACACAUGCAAGGUGCAGACCAAGCAGUACAAAGCCCUGCGCCACCACCAGAUGGAAAUAACACCCAAGUCCGAGCACAAGACGGUGCUCAAGGCCCUCAAGGAUGAGCAGACACGCAAGCUGGCCAUCCUGGCUGAGCAGUACGAGCAGAGCAUCAAUGAAAUGAUGGCCUCACAGGCGCUGCGUCUGGACGAAGCCCAGGAAGCCGAGUGCCAGGCCCUGAGGCAGCAGCUGCAGCAGGAGAUGGAGCUGCUCAAUGCCUACCAGAGCAAGAUCAAGAUGCAGACCGAGGCGCAGCACGAGCGGGAGCAGCAGAAGCUGGAGCAGAAGGUGUCGCUGCGCCGGGCUCACCUGGAACAAAAGAUUGAAGAGGAGCUGGGUUCCCUUCAGAAGGAGCGAACUGACAGGAUCAAACACCUGCUGGAGCGCCAGGAGCGGGAGAUCGACAGCUUCGACAUGGAGAGCAUGCGUCUGGGCUUCGGGAACCUGUGCACCCUGGACUUCCCCAAGGACGACUACAGAUGAGGAGCCGCUGUCUUCGCUGUCUUCGCCACCGCCGCCGCCAUCUCCGUCUCUCAUGGUCCGGGGCGUCCCGUCUGCCUCAGAACACCUUCUCUGCUCUCACCUGACCUGACAGUGCAGGCGUUUACCGCUGCUGACGUCCUCACACAAAACCACACAAAGACACACACACACACACACACACAGAAAAAUAACGGCUCUAAGGAAGCAGCACCAGUGUGUGUUUCCUGGGCCGGUCAACGGCAAACCCUCCUCAACUCUCCCACCACCCACAACCCUGACUCUCUUGGUGUCACAAGAUGACAAAACAUAUGCUGGAUGACUUCCUGUAGUUGUCACGUUUUUGUACGAAUAAUGACGACGUAAUAGUCAAGUGUUUCAUGUUUCUUGUGCAACGUUGAAAGACAAGAGACAGAGGGAGAGAAAAUUGAGGACAGUUGGACGAGUGAAAUCGCUCCACUUACCUUCCAGUUUUAGGUGUUUUCCCCCCUAAUGCAUUUGUCUUUUUGGUCUUAAGCGGUGCAACAACAACAAAACAAAUCUCUGAAAGCAAAAAAAGAAAUUCUUCUGCACUGCUUCUCUCAACACUUUGAUAUUUUGCUCAUCAGGACAUUUUUAUGACAGGUUUGAAUAAUUUGAUACUUUUGAGAGACAAAUAAUCACAGAUGACAUAAGUAGAAUUAAACAAAUGUGACUGCGGGGGAAUUUGAUUACUGAGGGGAGGGUGAAAUCAUGGUAAUCGAUGUAUCGUACCGAUUUCUCUGCACUGGCAGCCAAUGUGAACAAUAAUAAUAACAACAAUAAUAAUAAUACAUGUGAUGUGUGAACUCCCAGCUAGCACAAAGGGCUUCAUUUGUGGGGGGGGGGCGACGACUUGUACUUUGUGUAUAGAAGGAUUUAUGGAGAGCUUUUACUUAUUUUCGUAUUGUAUUUUAACUGUCACUCAUAUCAAAAAAAUAAUUUUUAAAGAUGCUUUUUUUCCCUCCCCCUGCUCCUCAGAUCAUAUUUGAGAUUCAGUCAACUAUCAAUGGGAUUUUCAACCAUUUUCGGGGGGCCGCGCGCUACACAACUUGAGAGUUGUGUAUUUUCUUACAAACCAGACCAGUAUGAUGCUUUAUUAUUGCAUGCACUUUAUUUUUUUUUCCAGGAUAAAAGAAAGCAUGAAUCUCUGUCAGAGCUUUUAAUUAUAUUUGUAAAUAAAGUGCUCAUCACACAAA
Molecule: messenger RNA, 4307 nt
Organism: Solea senegalensis (Senegalese sole)
Lineage: Eukaryota; Metazoa; Chordata; Actinopteri; Pleuronectiformes; Soleidae
Gene: taok3a
Product: TAO kinase 3a
Exons: 21
Coding region: 391-3093 (900 amino acids)
Biological process (GO): execution phase of apoptosis; protein phosphorylation
Molecular function (GO): ATP binding; protein kinase activity
Source: RefSeq, a predicted model, not a curated record